Messenger RNA from Gekko japonicus, 528 nucleotides. It is a transcript of the gene SPINDOC, whose product is annotated as chromosome unknown open reading frame, human C11orf84. NCBI's taxonomy places the organism in Eukaryota, Metazoa, Chordata, Lepidosauria, Squamata, Gekkonidae. Bases 1 to 528 code for a protein of 175 amino acids. The transcript is spliced from 5 exons. The record is from RefSeq and is a predicted model, not a curated record. Gene Ontology annotation, biological process: negative regulation of DNA-templated transcription.
AUGCUGCCCCCAGCUGCGGGAGACCAGCCGGUUCCCACCUCGAUGGCCGGGGAUGGUCAAACGAAGCCCUGCAGCUCCUGGAGGGAGGAGUACCUGAUAGCCAAGAGCUCGGGACACGGCCGGCAGGUGUGCAUGGUGUGCGGGGGAGUCUUGAGUGCCUCCGGUCCGGUGGCGGCGCGGGAACACAUCCUGCAGCAUCACGCCCACUCGUUGGACUACAGCCUGGAGGAGAAGCAGAACAUCCUGGAGGCCUGGAACGAAGGAGUGACGCUUGCAGAUGGAGAAAUGCAGCCUUCCCCUGAAGCACCAGACGACCCCGGGAAGCGCGAGGAGCCGGUGGAGAUUGAAGUGCUGCUCGAUUCUGAAGAGCGGCUGGCAAGUCGGAAGCUCGGGCAGCCGAAAGCGCGGUGUGAGAUGGCACGCUCAGAGCCCGGGCAGGAGUCACAAGGUCAGCGAAGGCCACGCAACGCAGAGAAUGCCAAAGACAUCCGGAACGACCAGCCCGCCAAGGUCACAGUUCUCUAUUAG